AGACUGCGAUCCCCUUCGCAUUCCUGACCACAGCGCCGACCUUCUGCUGGCCGACCACGACGACAGCUGGCUCUUGAAGCCAUCAACCCCACAAAUUCUCUCCUCCUCCACCGCCUGUCCUACUGCAACCCCCCCAAUCGCAUCCAAUGUCGGAGAGCUAUGAUGUCGGCACCAGAGCGUGGCAGCCCGACGCGACCGACGGCUGGGUUGCGUCCGAGGUCAUCAAGAAGUCGGUAGACGGUUCAAAAGUCUUGCUUGAGUUCCAGCUAGAAAAUGGCGAGACCAAGAAGCUGGAGAUCUCCUUGGAGGCUCUCCAGUCUGGGAACGCCCCGUCGCUGCCGCCGCUCAUGAACCCGACCAUGCUCGAAGCUAGCGAUGAUCUCACAAACCUCUCGCACCUCAACGAGCCUGCCGUCCUGCAGGCCAUCCGCCUCCGAUACCUCCAGAAAGAAAUAUACACAUACUCAGGUAUCGUGCUAAUAGCAACCAACCCGUUCGCUCGGGUCGACUCGCUCUAUGUUCCGGGCAUGGUCCAGGUAUAUGCCGGGAAGCAGAGGGCUACACAAGCGCCCCAUCUUUUCGCCAUUGCCGAGGAGGCCUUCAUGGACAUGUUGCGAGAUGGCAAGAACCAGACCGUUGUUGUUUCGGGCGAGUCCGGUGCCGGCAAGACGGUCAGCGCCAAGUACAUUAUGAGAUACUUCGCGACAAGAGAAUCGCCCGACAGCCCGGGUUCAAGGGCCAAGAGGGGGCCCGAGGCCAUGAGCAAGACAGAAGAGGCCAUCCUCGCCACAAAUCCCAUCAUGGAAGCUUUCGGAAACGCAAAGACGACCAGGAACGACAACUCGUCACGUUUCGGCAAGUAUAUCGAAAUCAUGUUUGACAAAGGGACCAACAUCAUCGGCGCCAAGAUCAGGACGUAUCUGCUGGAACGGUCAAGAUUGGUAUUUCAGCCGCUUAAGGAGAGGAACUACCAUAUCUUUUACCAGCUGGUGGCCGGCGUGUCAGACAAGGAGCGUCAGGAGUUGGGCCUGCUGCCGGUUGAGCAGUUCGAGUACCUGAACCAGGGCAACAUGCCGACCAUCGACGGUGUGGACGACAAGGCCGAGUUUGUUGCGACCAAGCAGUCUCUCAAGACAAUCGGCGUGAGCGACGCGAACCAGGCCGAUAUCUUCAAGUUGCUCGCCGGUCUGCUGCAUUUGGGCAACGUCAAGAUUGGCGCAAUGCGGAAUGAUAGCGUGCUCGCGGCCACUGAGCCAGCCCUGGUGAAAGCUUGCGAGAUUCUCGGCAUCGAUGCCACCGAGUUCGCCAAAUGGGUUGUUAAGAAGCAGCUCGUCACGCGCGGUGAAAAGAUCACGUCCAACCUCACACAGGCGCAGGCCAUCGUCGUCCGGGAUUCCGUUGCCAAGUUCAUCUACUCGAGCCUGUUUGACUGGCUGGUCGAGAUCAUCAACCGGAGUCUUGCGACAGAGGAGGUGCUCAACAGGGUCACCUCGUUCAUCGGUGUGCUCGAUAUUUACGGUUUCGAGCAUUUCGCCAAGAACUCGUUCGAACAGUUCUGUAUCAACUACGCCAACGAGAAGCUGCAACAAGAAUUCAACCAGCACGUGUUCAAACUCGAGCAGGAGGAGUACCUAAGGGAGCAGAUCGACUGGACCUUCAUCGAUUUUGCCGACAACCAGCCCUGUAUCGAUCUGAUCGAGGGCAAACUCGGUAUCCUCUCACUGCUGGACGAGGAAUCUAGGCUGCCCAUGGGCUCCGACGAGCAGUUCGUGACAAAGCUGCACCACAACUACGCCGCCGACAAACACAAGUUCUACAAGAAGCCCAGGUUCGGCAAAUCGUCCUUCACCGUCUGUCACUAUGCUGUCGACGUGACGUACGAGUCGGACGGGUUUAUCGAAAAGAACCGUGAUACGGUUCCGGACGAGCACAUGGCUGUCCUUCGCGCCUCGACGAACAAGUUCCUCGGCGCCGUGCUCGAAGCGGCGUCGGCCGUGCGGGAGAAGGACGUCGCGUCAGCGAGCUCUAAUGCGGUGAAGCCGGCGGCGGGCAGGAGAAUCGGUGUCGCUGUUAACCGCAAGCCGACACUCGGUGGCAUCUUCAAGUCCUCGCUGAUCGAGCUCAUGAACACUAUCAACAGCACUGAUGUGCACUACAUCCGUUGCAUCAAGCCGAACGAGGCCAAGGAGGCCUGGAAGUUCGAAGGCCCCAUGGUGCUGAGCCAACUCCGUGCUUGCGGUGUACUGGAAACAGUCCGCAUCAGCUGCGCAGGUUAUCCUACGAGGUGGACCUACGAGGAGUUUGCUCUGCGAUACUACAUGCUGGUACCCUCAACAGAGUGGACUUCAGAGAUCCGGGAAAUGGCAAAUGCGAUAUUAACCAAAGCCCUCGGCGCUAGCACGGUCAAGGGCAUGGACAAGUAUCAGCUGGGUCUGACCAAGAUUUUCUUCCGUGCCGGCAUGCUGGCUUUCCUGGAGAACCUCCGCACCAACCGGUUGAACGAUUGCGCCAUCAUGAUCCAGAAGAACCUGAAGGCCAAAUACUACCGCAAGAAAUACUUGGAUGCUCGGGCCUCCAUCAUCGCGUUCCAGGCCACUACAAGGGCCUACAAGGCUCGGAAAUCGGCGCAGGAGAUGCGGACGGUCAGGGCCGCCACCUCGAUCCAGCGAGUCUGGCGCGGACACAAACAGAGGAAGCAAUUCCUUCGCGUCAGGGGCGAUAUCGUCCGCGCCCAGGCUGCCUUCAAGGGCUAUCUGCGGCGUAAGGAGAUCAUGGAGACGCGCAUGGGCAACGCUGCCCUCAUCAUCCAGCGGAGUUGGCGAUCAAGGAUGCAACUCCGGGCAUGGAGGGACUACCGCAGGAAGGUCGUCAUCGCACAGAGCUUGUGGCGCGGCAAGUCUGCUCGCAAGGAGUACAAGGUCAUCCGUGCCGAGGCUCGUGACUUGAAACAGAUCUCGUACAAGCUCGAGAAUAAGGUAGUGGAGCUGACACAGUCUCUGGGUAGCAUGAAGGCCCAGAACAAGGAGCUCAAGACGCAGGUGGAGAACUACGAAGGCCAGGUCACCAUCUGGAGGAACCGGCACAAUGCGCUCGAGGCGCGGACCAAGGAGCUGCAAACCGAGGCCAACCAGGCCGGUAUCGCCGCUGCCCGUCUUGAGGCGAUGGAAGCCGAGAUGAAGAAGCUCCAAGCGAGCUUCGAGGAGUCGGUGGCCAGCGUCAAGAGAAUGCAGGACGAGGAGCGGCAGCUGCGGGAAUCUUUGCGUGCUACGAACUCGGAGCUCGGGACUGCGCACGAGGAGGGCCAACGCCAAGAGGCCGAGAAGAACUCGCUUCGGCAGCAGCUCGCUGAGCUCCAAGAAGCACUCGAGCAGGCCCGGCGGGCUGUUCCCCUCAACGGCGAGCUUGCGAACGGCCACGUACCCGCCCCCGCCGCCCCGCCCGGCCUUAUCAACUUGGUGGCGGCCAAGAAGCCCAAGCGGCGGAGUGCGGGCGCCGAGGUUCGUGAGAUUGAUAGGUACAGCACGACCUACAACCCGCGCCCCGUCUCCAUGGCUGUUCCCGGCGGAAACCGCCAAACCACUAUGUCUGGCUCGACGUACAUCCCCGGUGUCGACAGCAUCGAGCUGGAGCUCGAGUCUCUACUUGCCGACGAGGACGCUCUUCACCAGGAGGUUACUCUGGGUCUCAUCCGCAACCUGAAGAUCCCGUCGCCCACGGGCAACCCGGCGCCUUCGGACAAGGAGGUCCUGUUCCCGUCGUUCCUGAUCAACUUGGUCACGUCAGAAAUGUGGAACAACGGCUUUGUCAAGGAGUCGGAGCGCUUCCUCGCCAACGUCAUGCAGUCCAUCCAACAGGAAGUCAUGCAACACGACGACGACGAGUCUAUCAACCACGGCGCCUUCUGGCUUUCUAACGUGCACGAGAUGCUCUCGUUCGUCUUCCUGGCCGAGGACUGGUACGAGGCGCAAAAGUCGGACAACUACGAGUAUGACCGCCUGCUCGAGAUCGUCAAGCACGACCUGGAGAGCCUCGAGUUCAACAUUUACCACACCUGGAUGAAGAUGCUCAAGCGGAAGCUGAGCAAGAUGGUCAUCCCCGCCAUCAUCGAGUCCCAGUCGUUGCCAGGUUUCGUUACGACCGAUAACACCAGGUUCCUGGGCAAGCUCCUGCAGAGCAGCAGCCAGCCGGCAUACAGCAUGGACAACCUGCUGUCGUUGCUCAACAACGUCUUCCGCGCCAUGAAGGGUUAUUACCUCGAGGACGCAAUCAUCAUGCAGACCACCACGGAGCUGCUCAAGCUCGUCGGCGUGACGGCCUUCAACGACCUGCUGAUGCGCCGCAACUUCCUCUCGUGGAAGCGUGGCCUGCAGAUCAAUUACAACAUCACGCGUAUCGAGGAGUGGUGCAAGAGCCACGAGAUGCCUGAGGGCACGCUCCAGCUUGAACAUCUGAUGCAAGCAACAAAGCUCCUCCAGCUCAAGAAGGCUACCCUGAACGACAUCGAGAUCAUUCAGGAUAUUUGCUGGAUGCUCUCUCCCAACCAGAUUCAGAAACUCCUGAACCAAUACCUCGUCGCCGACUACGAGCAGCCCAUCAACGGCGACAUCAUGAAGGCGGUCGCGUCUCGGGUGACGGAGAAGAGCGAUGUCCUCCUGCUUCCGGCUCUCGAUAUGGACGACAGCGGGCCGUACGAGAUCGCCGAGCCCAGAGUCAUCACCGCUCUGGAGACAUAUACCCCAUCUUGGCUACAAACCCCGCGCCUCAAGCGCCUCGCCGAGAUCGUCUCGCAGCAGGCCAUCGCCCAGCAGGAGAAGCUCGAGUACGGCUCCGAGAUGGGCGAGGAGGGCGAGGACGAGGGCGCGUACGAUGAUGACGGCCAGAGCGCCGGCGACAUGACCCAGGUCGACCAGGCCGAGCAGCCCGAGCAGACCGAACUCGCCUCGCGCCCGGCGAGCAUGGCUGCGAGCGCCGCUUAGUCGGCGGCCUCUGCUGCUGCUGCUGCUACUGCUGCUGCCGCUGCUGCCGCUGCUGAUGCGCGGCCCGACUCGCCCGUUCUGCCCGUCCCUGAAUCCUUGGUGCUGCCUAGGCAGAGAGCGAGGCAGAGGCCUGCUGCGAUGCUU
Chaetomium fimeti is the source of this 5120-nucleotide messenger RNA. Its product is annotated as P-loop containing nucleoside triphosphate hydrolase protein. Gene Ontology annotation, molecular function: ATP binding; actin filament binding; microfilament motor activity. The coding region runs from base 147 to 4976 and encodes 1609 amino acids. The record is from RefSeq and is a predicted model, not a curated record. Gene Ontology annotation, cellular component: myosin complex; cytoplasm; vesicle. The transcript has 7 exons. Lineage: Eukaryota; Fungi; Ascomycota; Sordariomycetes; Sordariales; Chaetomiaceae. Gene Ontology annotation, biological process: actin filament organization; vesicle transport along actin filament.